AUGUCUUUAAAACGAAACGACAGUGUUGAAUAUUUUUCUAACGAAGUUAAUCCCUCUGGAGAUUCUGAAUUCGAGGUUCCCGAACCUGGUGUAGAAAAUUUCAAUGAUCUUUCUAUCUCUGAUGCCGUAAUUUCAAGAGACCCAAGUCUAAUUCAAGCACAUUAUACCGAAACAAACAUAUCACAAGAUGGUAUCAGUGGUCAGGAUAACUCCAUGUACGACCUUAUAUAUAACCUUGUUAAGCUGAAACGACUGCUUGACAAGAAGAAUGAAUCUGUCGACGAGUUGAGGAAAAUGAAUGACAUGGUUGAGUAUCAAACACCCGAAAAUCCCUUCCAAAUCUCCACUGAAUUUCAACAAAGAUACGCUACUCUUAUUUUACUUCUUGACGAAUUAAACCAAAAGCUGAAGCCUCAUAUCCAAGUAGUUGUUCAUUACAUAUCUGAGCCUCAAUUUCCAGUUUAUAAUUAUGGUGAAGUCUAUAAUUCGCAAUAUCCUCCCUAUGAAGUGGUGUAUGUUUCUGAGCCAGGAAGUCAGUAUCCCUAUACUGAAUGCCAAGAUAGUAUCAACACAAGUCCUGAUAAUGCUGCAAUUAAGUUUGGGAUGCAUGAUAUGUCUGCUGUGACAAAUUGGAGAAGGCAAUGCGAAGAUGAGGCUUAUGAUAUUGUAAGCAAAUUAAAAGCAACUCACAGUCCCCAAGCAAUCGAGGAUUCCAAAUUUCAUUUGAUCGCCAAAUUAACAACCAUUCUUACCCUACUAUCUCAUCUGCAAGAAAACCGAAUCAACAGCUCUGAAUUAAGUUGUAUUGAAGAAACCUUUUCGGAUAUAAGACAGUUACUCCAUCCAUGCAAUAUCAAAUGCUUCGAACAGAGCAUUGAACAACUUGUAUCUCACAUUAUCUAUCAGAUUUCCCCCAGUAUUCCACCCUCAAUGUCUUCGAGCGUCGUGUACUCUAGCAACAGUAGUGUUACUAACCCGCACGCAUCCGAUGUGACCUAUCCUAAUUAG
Molecule: messenger RNA, 1008 nt
Organism: Rodentolepis nana
Lineage: Eukaryota; Metazoa; Platyhelminthes; Cestoda; Cyclophyllidea; Hymenolepididae
Source: the annotation of a GenBank genome assembly